This is a messenger RNA of Bactrocera oleae (olive fruit fly), 1457 nucleotides long. RefSeq lists its product as uncharacterized. NCBI's taxonomy places the organism in Eukaryota, Metazoa, Arthropoda, Insecta, Diptera, Tephritidae. The record is from RefSeq and is a predicted model, not a curated record.
CUUGUCUAUAUAAUAUAGUGCAUACGUGUAUAUUGAAAUUCUUUGCAGUUUCGUGUCAUUUUUAUUGUUUGUUUUAAAUUAUAUUGAAAUUGUUUGGGUUUUCAAUACAAUUGCGCGGCUAGCCACCCAGUGCCGAGCUCAGUCGCUGCAGAGAUACGAUAACGACUUGUCGCAAAGUUCGCAAUACGCGCAUGAAAACAAAUACAAAUCUUACACACUCAGCGCCGCAGUAAUUAACUGAAUAUUGUAAAUUUGGUAAUUUUGUAGUCUUUAGGUGGUUUCAAAUACCAGUUUAGAGUUUGUAAGUAAAAUUUUUGAAAACCGUACUGGAGUGAGUGUGUGCGCAUUAAAAAACUAUUUAUGCUGAAAGCUAACGAUUUUCUUCAAAAUAAUAAAUAAAUACAUUUCCUAAAAAAAAAAUAAAAAACAAAAAACAAGUAAGGAAGUUUUCAGUUCGGGUGUAACCGAACAUUUUAUUCUCUCGCAACUUGCAAGGAUCAAAGCCCGGCACAAACACCAUAAUAAGUUGACCUACCAAUAGCACCGUUAUAACUACGCACAUCGGACAAUAUGCAAGGAUUCGGAAAGCAACCACUCAAUCUUCUGGCGCUACUCAUGGGACUCGUUUGUUUUAGUCUAACUGAUCCUGCUAGCGCUUAUAGCCAAAUGGUCACCAAUACAUAUAGCCAAACCAUAGCCGGCGAUGUUCUUGUUUACCUGAAUGCCACGUACUGGCGUUGUGAUCUCGUCUUAUGUCCCGCAGGUACGGAUCGAUGCGUGGUGACGAAAUCUAGAUCGCCUACAGAACCGAAAGAUUUAAUACGACGCAAUAUCUGUGUGUCCGCCAACAACGAGAGACUUGUCGAUGAGUCGGUUACUGAGCCAAUUAAGCAAUAUGAAGACAAUAAUUUCAAAUUAUUUGUGAGCAGCAGCGGUGCGUCUGUAUUGCAAGACUCCUCCUAUUCAAACACCUAUACAUCAUAUUCAAGUUCAUCUGCUACUGCGACUGCUGCUGAAAAAGCUGCUGUAAAAGCUGCUGUAAAAGCUGCUAAAGAAGCUGCUGCGGAGGCUGUUGCAAAUGCUGCUGCGAAUACUGCUCAUAUUAAUCGUCAAAUUGCUAGAACUCUCCAGCAGACCGGUGAAGCAGUGAGAAGAAGCCUCGAAGCAGCUAAUCAAGACGUAAUAGAAGCAUUCCAAAGCCCAGGCAUUUGGGGGAAAUGAGCAUACAUUUCGGAAGACAGUGAGUUUAGCAUUGCAGAACGCUCUUUUUAGUUAAAAAAUCAACACUGGAAAAUAUGCUGUGAAAUAAUAAAAAUCCGUAUAUGUAUGUAAAUAACCGCUAUGAGUAUAAUAAAAAAAAAUCUGUUAAAAGAUCAUUAAGAUUGUUAAAAUUUUAAUAAAGAAAUUAUGACUUGGUUGCUGGAUAUUUGUUUAGUAUUUAGUAAAAUUACAUUAAA